Molecule: messenger RNA, 1597 nt
Organism: Pecten maximus
Lineage: Eukaryota; Metazoa; Mollusca; Bivalvia; Pectinida; Pectinidae
Product: ketohexokinase-like
Exons: 7
Coding region: 222-1148 (308 amino acids)
Biological process (GO): fructose metabolic process
Molecular function (GO): ketohexokinase activity
Source: RefSeq, a predicted model, not a curated record
ACAGCCAAUGAAUGGAUGACUGCGCUCGCAACUUAGUCAACCGCUCUGUUAAAGUGUACGAAAUAGUAAUAAAUAAACGCGAGUCUUUUGUACACUGAGCUGGUACAUUUGUAUGAGUCGAUUCGGCUAAGUUUAAUCACACAAAACGUCACACCUGCGGGGUACAACACGGCAUUACGCGGCCACUGUGAUAUAGACUACCUUACAUUGCAUGUAAAAACAUGGACUCGUCAUCUGGACUGAAGAAGGUGCUAAGCAUUGGGCUUGUGUGUUUGGAUAUUGUGACAGUGAGUGACCGAUACCCAACAGAAGAUACGGACAAAAGAUUGCUGGACUACUACUGGCAGAGAGGAGGAAAUGCCUCCACAACAAGCACAGUACUGGCCAUGCUCGGGGAGAGGUCAGAGUUCAUGGGAGCCAUAGCAACAGAUAUAGAGAGCGAUUUUCUUAGAGAUAAUCUAAAGAGUUACGGGGUUAACUUUGACAACGCAAUGGUGUGUGGGCCUGACUUCAAUACUCCCGUGUCCAUGGUGAUCAUAAACCAGUCAAAUGGAUCAAGGACUAUUCUGCACUGUGCCAAAAAUUUACCGAACAUCACAUUUAAUCAUUUCCAAACCUUAGAUCUAUCACAGUAUAAAUGGAUUCACGUUGAGGCCAGGCCAGCCCCAGAGGCCUACAGUCAGAUGAUGCGUAGUAUGGUGGAGUACAAUGAUACGGCCAUCGACAAGAUCACAAUCUCACUCGAAUUGGAGAAACCUGGACGGCGCAUACUAGAUUGUCUCAUACAGUAUGCGGAUGUCCUGUUUAUCUCCAAGGAUAAGGCUGGUGAAGACCGUCUGUUUUCCAAAGAAGACGCCGUUCGUGCAUAUGUUAAGAAAUGCAAACCUGGGGCCGUGGUGAUCUGUGCGUGGGGUGACCAGGGUGCCGCAGCUCUCAGUAGUACAGAUGGUGUCCUGUGUACCAGUCCCGUAUUUCCCCCGGAAACACUGGUGGACACUCUCGGAGCCGGUGACACAUUUAAUGCUGCUACCAUCUUUGCUCUGUGUCAAGGUCGGAGUGUACAGGAGGCGAUAACUCUUGGAUGUAAAGUAGCGGGGACAAAGUGUGGAAUGAAAGGCAACAAAGGACUCAAAGAUAUAAUAUGGUAGUGGAGUAGCGUUAUGUAUGACAAUUAUACAUUGUAUGUUAAUCAUUUUUGACAGAGUUUCAAUAGGGUUUUUUUAAAUACUUUAUUACCAUUUAUCAAGAAUUGUUGGUGUGAUACUAGUUUAUACGACAAGCCAAGUCGUCUUUAAUCAUGGAGUAAUUAUGACCAUAACUUAACCAAGUUAUAUAAGAUAUUAUAUUGAUCAUUUAAGUUAUCUUACAUGGAUUUGGAUUUUAAGCGAUAUCUUAUUUGUUUUUAAUAUAUGUAUCUUAUAUAUCAUAAACGAUACAAGCUAUCUCAUAUAUUUGUCUUGAUGAGAUACAUGUUUUUAAUUUAAUUAUGUUCAUAGAAAUUACAAGUCCUUUAAAUCUAGCUGUUUGUGUUUAUAUCAUUCAAGUACAGUGCAAUAAGAUGAAUAAACCUAAAUAAAGUUACAAUUGCAAUAUUAAA